CAUACUGAUGGGUAUAACGCUGACUUCAUUUGUUUCAACCCACAAACCGACUGCAGAGAAAAUCUCUCAUUUCUUUAAAUCGAAGCCCACAAAAAAUCAAGAAAAUAUAAGCAGAAGAGAUAUGGCGGAUCAAUUGACGGAUGACCAGAUCUCAGAGUUCAAGGAGGCCUUCAGCCUGUUUGACAAAGAUGGCGAUGGUUGCAUCACUACCAAGGAGCUCGGAACUGUGAUGAGAUCCCUGGGACAGAAUCCAACUGAGGCUGAGCUUCAGGACAUGAUUAAUGAGGUGGAUGCUGAUGGUAAUGGAACCAUUGACUUCCCAGAGUUUUUGAACUUGAUGGCGCGGAAAAUGAAGGACACCGACUCCGAGGAGGAAUUGAAAGAGGCAUUCCGUGUUUUUGACAAGGAUCAAAAUGGUUUCAUCUCUGCUGCUGAGCUGCGCCACGUGAUGACAAACCUCGGCGAGAAGUUGACUGAUGAGGAAGUAGACGAGAUGAUUCGGGAGGCUGAUGUUGAUGGCGAUGGACAAAUCAAUUAUGAAGAGUUUGUGAAGAUUAUGAUGGCCAAGUGAUGUCCUCACCUCAACCAAAUCUAGAACGACUUCUGAAUAUUAAUAUUAUAUAAAAAAAUCCAAAAAAAGAAAAAAAGAAAAAUAGAUGAUUAAUAGUGUAAGGGGUUGCUAGUUUUCUUUUUCAUCAUUUUAUUAUGGUGUUUUAAGUUAAACGAAUUAAAUAGUUUGCUGUAAUGUUGUUGGAAUUGCUUUUCGUUGUGUUAUGUUUGCCACUCGAAUCUGCAGCAGUUUAAAUUUGUAAUCCAUCCUUAUUUGAGAGC
Molecule: messenger RNA, 831 nt
Organism: Olea europaea var. sylvestris
Lineage: Eukaryota; Viridiplantae; Streptophyta; Magnoliopsida; Lamiales; Oleaceae
Product: calmodulin-7-like
Exons: 2
Coding region: 8-571 (187 amino acids)
Molecular function (GO): enzyme regulator activity; calcium ion binding
Source: RefSeq, a predicted model, not a curated record